CUCCUUCAGUCCACAUGCUGCAUACGUACAAUCUAGAUUUCAAUUUCAUUCAUCGUUACCAUAAAUCAAAAUCUUUAAUUCUCCUCCAUAAUAUAUUUAAUUUAUUCCUCCUUUUUAAAUUCUCCGUAAAUAAAUAGCAUCUCUCCCUCUCACUCUCUCUUUCUCUCUCUACCCCUCUCCUCUCUCUCUCUCCUCUGGAAGCAUUUCUCUAAAACUGCACAAUUCAAGGAAUUUUUUUCUUCUCUGCUGUGGCAUUCAAGAGCUAAUUAAACGAAGAAACUCGAACAAAAUCAUGAAGUGUGGUGCGAUUGUGGAAGAAGGUUAUGUGCGUGAAGAGGUAACGCAUCUCACCGUCAUGAAAACAUCCCUCUUCUACGCCGGCGAUGGAUUCGCCGCCUACGAUUCCAACGGCGAAGUCGUCUUCCGAGUCGACUCGUACGGCGACACCGGCGAACUCGUUCUCAUGGACGCCUCCGGCAGGUGCAUCCUCACCGUCCGCCGCAAGAGGCCGAGUCUGCACCAGAGGUGGGAAGGCUUCGUCGGCGAGGGGACGGAGGGGAAGAAGCCGAUCUUCAGCGUGCGGAGAUCGUCGAUAAUCGGACGGUCGAGCAUGACGGUGGAGGUGUACAACCAUCCGAGCGAGGAGUACCAGAUCGAAGGCUCCUUCGCCUGCCGGAACUGCACCAUCUUCAACGCCGAGAAAGAGGCCGUGGCCGAGAUCCGCCGCAAGGUGGACGCCGCCAACAACGUCGUGCUCGGAAAGGACGUCUUCGUGCUCUCGCUGAAGCCGGGGUUCGACGGCGCGUUCGCCAUGGGUCUGGUUCUGGUGCUCGAUCAUAUCCAGGGAGACGAUGAAGUUGACGGCGACGAUGACGGUGACGGCAGUGAGAACGGAAGUAGGGUUGGUGUGGACCCCACGCAUGAGGAUUCAACUUUGGGGUGAAUUGCAUUUUAACCCCUAAGCUAUUAGCCAUGUAUGAAAUGCACCCCAAGAAAGUCACUAGCUAUUCAGUUGAGGCCCUAAUUCCUAAUUGGGUAGCUUUUGACUUUUCACCCCCCUGGAAUCUGAGCAAUUUGAACUUUAAUCCCUGUUUUAGCAAUGGAAUAUGCUUUGAGAAUAUCCACCAUGGUAAAUUAAAUGUUACACUUUGUUAUUUUCA
Messenger RNA from Erythranthe guttata (spotted monkey flower), 1160 nucleotides. RefSeq names its product protein LURP-one-related 5. The record is from RefSeq and is a predicted model, not a curated record. Lineage: Eukaryota; Viridiplantae; Streptophyta; Magnoliopsida; Lamiales; Phrymaceae.